AUGACCAUGCAAACAAUGGGCAUGUGCGAAGCUAUGCAACAGAUUCAAAAUAGUCCGCGGAAUAUUGUAUUGAUCAACGACACGCUACCCCUGAAGAUAUGCAUCGACUGCUGCAUUCUCUUAAAUCAAUGCAGCGAGUUCGUCGAGCGAACUAACCAAGCCCAACACUCCCUCAAAGAGCUCCUAAUCGGUGCCAGCAAACUCGAUCCCAUACAACAGCAACAACAACACGAACAGCAAUUAGACACGGAAUUGCAGUACAUCUCGAAAACGUUUCCCAAAGAGGAGAUAAAGGAGAUAAAAGAGUUGGUGGAGUGCCACCUGGGCUCGGAUUACGCGAACGACGAGAGCAAUUCCAAUUUUUACAAACAAAAGAAUAAUAACAAUAAAAAGUGCGAGGAUGAGGAGGAGGAGGAGGACGAGGAUGAGGAAGAUUCGGGCAGCGCGAAGAAGAAGCGGCAGGCGAGGAGGGGCGGCGGGAAGGGCAGGAGGAAAGCGAAGAGGAGGGGGGAGGGCAAGAGUGGGGAAGAUAGUUAUAGGAGUGGUGGGGAAAUCGCCGCUGCAAGUGGCCACAGGGACGCUGAUGGGUCGCUUAAGAAGGACUUGGACGGGGCUGGGAGUGGAGACAGAGAGAAGGGGAGGGUCAAGAUUCCGGAUAACUACAUGACAGGUUCAGAAUCUGAUAUCGAAAUAAUAGAGGCUCACACGAUGGAAUCCCAAAAGUUGGGCCGCAUGAACAGAGUCGAGAACAUGAUCCGGUUUCCUUGGCUCUGCACCGAUUGCAACGACAAACUGUCAAGCUUGGAGAAACUGGAGGAGCACCACGAAGUGGUUCACAGCCAGAGGCCUAAAUACAUGUGCGUACUCUGUUGCAAGGUCUAUGACAAGUACUAUGGAUUUUUGACGCACGUCAAGAGACAUAAAAACAAAACCAAGUUCAGUUGUGACGACUGUGGAAAGUCCUUCGUCCACAAAAAAGUGUUGGAUUCUCACAAGGCAAUCCAUAGCGAGGAACGGCCGCAUGUUUGCCCUACGUGCGGUAAAUCGUUCAGGCAACAGAGUGCCCUCUACAUUCACAGUCGCUGCCAUCUCCCCGACACGAUGAAAAACCGAUUUCCCUGCGACCAGUGUGACAAAAGAUUCUCGACAAAACCGAAUCUCGUCACGCACAAGCGGAUCCAUUCGGGCGUCAGAAAUUUCACCUGCGACCAGUGUGGCAAAAGUUUUAUCCAAAAGGGUAAUCUUGAGGCGCAUUUCUUGACGCAUUCCGCGGACAAGCCUUACAGUUGUACUCAGUGCUCGAAGGCUUUCAAGACGCCAUUACAGUUGAAAAAGCACGAAACUGUUCACACAGGGGCGAAGCCUCAUCAGUGUGCCGUUUGUGGGCGAACGUUUAGAGAGAAGGGUACCCUUCGCGAGCACCACAGGAUACACACGGGCGCCAUGCCAUUCACCUGCGAAUUCUGCGGCAAGAGUUUCCGGUUCAAGGGAAUCUUAACGACUCAUAGAAGGCAGCAUACAGGCGAGCGUCCUUACAGCUGUCACGAAUGUCAACAUCAUUUCACGAACUGGCCCAAUUAUAAUAAACACAUGAAACGGCGCCACGGUAUUAAUACGUCGCAUACGAAGAAUUUGACCGCCCAGGCCCAACAGGCACAGACCCAAGCCCAGCAGCAGGAGCAGAGAGCCGCUGAUAACAGUGCAACACCUGUGGACGGCACCAAUAUUCAUGUGAUACAAUCGUCCGCAUCUCAGCCAAUCGUUGUCCACGCGAUCCCCACUACGACUCCAACAAGCAGCAACUCGACCACCAGCAGGAACAAUAACAACAGCAGUAGCAGCAACAACGAGACAGUCAGCACCGCCAAUCAGAGCCAACCUAACAUCCAAUCGGAAGGUCCCGGGUCAGCCGUACACGCGCAGCGUACCGCCGCGAGUUACUUCAACGCGAUGCCGGCCGCCCUACAAAACUUCCUGCCACCGAACCUUUCUUACAAUUUUUACAACAUCUCAAACGUUACAUAUAGAGAUUAGAAGAUUCGACGUAUAAUUAAUUAAAUAGGAUUUGUUAAUUUAUAUGAUUAAGUGUAUUAUAUUGCUUUUAUUUGAUAUUAAAU
Molecule: messenger RNA, 2117 nt
Organism: Ceratina calcarata
Lineage: Eukaryota; Metazoa; Arthropoda; Insecta; Hymenoptera; Apidae
Product: zinc finger protein 37
Exons: 7
Coding region: 1-2034 (677 amino acids)
Biological process (GO): regulation of transcription by RNA polymerase II
Cellular component (GO): nucleus
Molecular function (GO): DNA-binding transcription factor activity, RNA polymerase II-specific
Source: RefSeq, a predicted model, not a curated record